AGCAGGUGAAGCCUUCGUUUACGGCCGGGUCUCGCGAUGUUAGGCUCUUCUCGCGCUAUUUAAGUCAUGUGGUAGUUCGCUGAAACGUGUAGCAGCAGUCCUUUACUCUUGGUGACUGAGCAGAGCAGACGCACACUGCGUGCUGCUGAAGAGAUUCACUAACUAUGGUGCUGUUGCACGUGUUGUUUGAGCAUGCCUCGGGCUAUGCGCUGUUUGCAGUCAAAGAGGUGGAGGAGAUCGGCAUGCUGCUGCCUCAGGUUGAGGCCAGCGUGCUGAGCAUUGCAAAGUUUAACAGCAUGGUGAGCCUGGCUGCCUUCUUCCCCUUCAAGUCGGCUCAGGGUGCUCUGGAGAACAUGAAUGCAAUUUCUGAAGGUGUGGUUCACGCUGACCUGAAAUUGUUCCUGGAGACAAACCUGCCCCUCUCUGGGAAGAAGAAAGCUGUGUUGGGAGUUUCCGAUUCCAAGAUCGGAGCAGCUUUACAAGAAGAAUUUACUGUGUCCAUCCAGACUGGGGGGGUGGUAGCAGAGAUUGGCAGAGGUAUUCGUCUGCACUUCCACUCACUGGUGAAGGGUCUCACUGGCCUGGCUGCCUCCAAGGCACAGCUGGGUCUCGGCCACAGCUACUCCAGAGCUAAAGUGAAGUUCAAUGUCAACAGAGUGGACAACAUGAUCAUCCAGUCCAUUGCUCUGUUGGACCAGCUGGACAAAGACAUCAAUACCUUCUCCAUGCGCGUCCGUGAGUGGUAUGGCUACCACUUCCCAGAGCUGAUCAAGAUCGUGUCAGACAACUCUAUGUACUGCCGCAUGGCUCAACUCAUUGGAAACAGGAAAGAGCUUUCAGAGGAGAAUCUAGAGAGUAUGGAGGCAGUGGUGAUGGACGCCGCUAAGGCUCAGGCCGUUCUGGAUGCAUCCCGUUCCUCCAUGGGUAUGGACAUCUCUCCCAUUGAUCUGAUCAACAUUGAGAGAUUCUCCCAUCGUGUGGUUUCUUUGGCUGAAUAUCGCCUGGGACUGCAGGAGUACCUGCGCUCCAAGAUGUCCCAAGUGGCUCCAAAUCUGGCAGCUUUAAUCGGAGAAGUGGUGGGAGCUCGUCUGAUCUCCCAUGCCGGCAGUCUAACAAACCUCGCCAAAUACCCGGCCUCCACCGUCCAGAUCCUGGGAGCAGAAAAGGCCCUGUUCAGAGCGUUAAAGACUAAAGGAAACACCCCCAAGUACGGGCUGAUCUUCCACUCCACCUUCAUCGGGCGGGCUGCAGCCAAGAACAAAGGCCGCAUCUCCAGAUAUCUGGCCAACAAGUGCACCAUCGCCUCGCGCAUUGACUGUUUCUCUGAGGUACCCACAAGUGUGUAUGGUGACAAGUUGCGCGGACAGGUGGAAGAGCGCUUGUCUUUCUAUGAGACGGGCGAUGUGCCGCGCAAGAAUCUGGAUGUCAUGAAAGAAGCUGUGAAAGAGGCAUCUGAUGUUGCAACUGAGAUCAAGAGGAAACUGGAGAAGAAGGAAAAGAAACGCAAGAAGCGUGAAAAGAAGUUGCAAGAAGAAGCUGGCGAAACCAACGGUGACGCUGAGGCCGAAAAUGGAGAAGGGGACACAAAGAAGCAAGCGGCCGAGGAGAUGGAGGUUGAGGCAGCUGAGGCCCCUGCUGCACAGAACGGAGCCGGGGAAACCCCAGGGAAGAAGAAAAAGAAGAGAAAAUCUGAGGCCGCCGAGGUGGAGGUCGCUGUUGUCGCAGAGGAAACGGAGACGCCUGCUAAGAAGAAAAAGAAGCGGAAGUCUGAGGCAAUUGAGGCCGAGCCUGCAGAGGAGACUGUAACACCAGUGUCUGAGAAGAAGAAAAAGAAGAAAGGAAAAGAGACCACAGACUAGAGGAUGUGGUCAAAGACUAAAUCUUUAUUUUUGUGUACAGUUUAUUUUUUAUUCAUUUUAUGCUUGAUUCUACACUAGUAAGCCGCUUUAUGUUCCUUCUCUUUUGGAAACCUCAAAGCAAGUUAGACUGCAAAGAAAUGUUUAUUACUGUGCCUUGAAGUCGGUUACAUUUUAUUUGUACUUUUGUAAAUAGUGAUCAUUAAACUUGUCAAAGGAAA
This is a messenger RNA of Eleginops maclovinus (Patagonian blennie), 2077 nucleotides long. It is a transcript of the gene nop56, whose product is annotated as NOP56 ribonucleoprotein homolog. Bases 165 to 1859 code for a protein of 564 amino acids. The transcript has 12 exons. Lineage: Eukaryota; Metazoa; Chordata; Actinopteri; Perciformes; Eleginopidae. Gene Ontology annotation, cellular component: box C/D methylation guide snoRNP complex; small-subunit processome. The record is from RefSeq and is a predicted model, not a curated record. Gene Ontology annotation, molecular function: snoRNA binding.